AUGCGCUAUUUAUUAAUUUAUCAUAAUAUUGUUGUCUCUUAUUGUAUCUGUUUCAGAAUAUACGUCAGUCCUCUUUUUCCAAAAUCUUCAUCAGCUAAAAGCCAAUCUGAUUCUGAUGAUAAAUCAGACUCCUGUACUCAUUUCAAACGCGACCUCAUUGAGUAUUUGUGUCAGUAUCAAAAUCGAAAUCUGGCCCAUUGGAUCGAGGUUGUCCGCGAACAUGACAUGUCUUCUGCUAAGGUGUAUAUCGUUGCCUCCGUGCCUGGCCGUCACACAGGUGAAAACAUACAUCGAUGGGGUCACAUGAAGCUUCGGAGCCUGCUGAAAAUACAUCUAGAAAAUUCAGAAGUGAAUGAGUGGCCAUUGAUUUGCCAGUUCAGCAGCAUUGGUUCCUUGGGUGCGUCUCCGCACAAUUGGUUGCUUGGAGAAUUUCUUUCCAGCAUGACUUCUUCUACUUCCAAGUCUACCAUUUCAUCUUCGAAGCUCAAACUGAUUUUUCCUUCGGUGGAAAACGUAAGAAACAGCCUUGAAGGAUAUGCUGCCGGAAGUUCUUUACCUUAUAAUAGUCGAGUAGCCGAAAGGCAGCCUUAUUUGCGCAGAUAUCUCAAUCAGUGGAAAUGUAGCAAAUUCAACAGAGAUUUGGCUUCGCCUCACAUCAAGACAUACCUCCGUUACAACCCUUUAUGUACUCGCGUUGCCUGGAUGCUCUUAACAAGCGCGAACUUGUCGAAAGCGGCUUGGGGUGUCUUUGAGAAAAACGGAUCUCAGUUGAUGAUUCGUUCGUACGAACUUGGCAUACUGUUUCUACCUCAUCAGUUUGUAAUGAUUUCUAUUUUAUAUCAACUUUUACUUAUUAUUUCUUUUAUAGAACCUGUCAAGUUUUGGAAUAAGAACUGACG
Soboliphyme baturini is the source of this 899-nucleotide messenger RNA. NCBI's taxonomy places the organism in Eukaryota, Metazoa, Nematoda, Enoplea, Dioctophymatida, Soboliphymatidae. The record is from the annotation of a GenBank genome assembly.